CCAAGCAUGAGGACCUGGUCUGUGUUUUUUCUGUUUGUGGCUGCAGCCUCAGCGCUCCCCUUCGAAAAGAAGAGGGAUAUAGAGGACUGGGUGAAAGCCGCUUUAAUUACUGAGAAUCAACUGAAAAAUGUUGAUCCAGCUGAAGUUAAGAAAGUUGCUGAUAACUUGAGAGAAGAUAUGAAUGAAAUCGGAGAGGAUCUUGAUGCUCUUUUGAAAGAGGGCGUGGAUGGCAAAGCUACUGAAAGGGUAGAAGAACAUCUCGGAAACUUACUUUUCCUCGUUGAAAUGCAUGCGGAACACGGAGCUGAAUCUAUUAAGCCUGAAAAAAUUGAACUACCAAAAAGCUGCAGUCCAGAGAAUUUCCGAGAAGACUGCAAGGAAAACUUUGAAAGAGUGGUCAGUUGUUUGAAGGAAGCUGUUGAUCGUGUGAAGGCGACCUUUGACGACAGUGAAACUUCAGUUAUUGGGAAAAUUAAAAAGGUUAAGGGAAUUGUGGGACUUGUCGCCAGAGCCAUGGACCCCAUCCACGAACUUGUCGAAACCUGUGGAUUUAAAAAAAAAAGAGAUUUCGAAGAAUGGCAAGAGGGUGCUUUGGUCGGUAAGGAUGAUUUGAAAAAUAUUAAUCCCGCUGAAUUGGAAAAAGUUGGAAAGAACAUGAGGAAUGACUUGGAUGGUAUCGGACAUGAUCUUGACCUUUUAGAAGAGGGUAUCAAUGGACUAGAAGCCGAGAGUGUUGAAGAACACCUUGCCAAAACAGUUGAACUCGCUAAACUUCACGAGAAAAUGGCAGCUAACUCCAUUCCCCCAGAAGAUAUUGAAAUUCCAGAGGGCUGCAGAGAAGAGGACUUCGGAAUGGAUUGUGAUGAGAAUUUCAAAAGAGUUGUCGGUUGUUUGAAGAGAGCUGUUAAACAUAUGAAGGAAGUGAUCGACAAUGAUGACACAGUGGUUGAAAAAGUUUCCCAUCUUAAAGGAGUCGUUGGGCUUAUAGCCAAGGCAACUGGACCAAUCAAAGAGUUGCAUGAGGCCUGUACACCGAAGAGGUCGCUUUUCCGUUUUUUUGAAUAGACUAAGUUAAACUACUGCAAGUGAUUAUUGAUACAGACGGGUUUUGUCCAUGGACUGCUGAAACAUUUAAUUUUUAUCGUAAAUGAACAUUUAAUUUUGCUAAUAAAUAUUUUGCACAAUUUGAA
Molecule: messenger RNA, 1190 nt
Organism: Saccostrea echinata
Lineage: Eukaryota; Metazoa; Mollusca; Bivalvia; Ostreida; Ostreidae
Exons: 15
Coding region: 7-1065 (352 amino acids)
Source: RefSeq, a predicted model, not a curated record